AUGCAGGCUGUGGCUGAUGGUGGGGAUCCAUUGGGGGAAGCAACAGGAUCUGAAACAGAAACAGGGCGGAAUUCAGAGGGUGAUGAGUACAAGGAGACGCAGGAAGAGCAGAUACAGGAAAAUCAAGCAACUUGGUCACUGGCAGUAGAAUCAGGUGCUGUUUUGUACGAUGAAGAAGAUAUUAUGGGGAUUUUGCAAGCACAAAAUGAGGAAAUAGCGGCGAAGGGAAGGCUGGCGAAGCAAAAAGAAAAGGCGAGAAGGAGUCGGCCAAAGAAUAAAAAUAAGUUGAUGGAUUUGCCUCUUACUGAUAAGAAGUAUACAUGGUUUCGGGGACGAUCUUGUAGUCGGAUUGAUAGAGUUCUGGUCAAUAUUGAAUGGACUGAGAAGUUUCCAGAUAUUCGGCUAAAAGGUGGCCCGAGGGGAUUGUCCAAUCACUGCUCGUUGAUAUUGGAAGGUACAAGAUUAGGAGGGGGCCCUAGACCAUUUAGAAGCCUGGAUUCCUGGUUUACACAUGAGGGAUUUCUGAGAAUGGUGAAGAAUGAACAGAGAAGCUUGGGAGAAGCACAGUUCACGUGUAAACUGAGGGCAUUAACAGUACCAUUGCGGCAAUGGCACAACGAUAACUUCAGGGACAUGGAUAAGAGACUUAUGCGGUUUGAGAAGGAGAUCACAAGGCUGGACAAUUUAGUUAGUGAUGGGAUCUAUGAUGGUACAACGGAGGCUAGAAGGAAGGUGCUGGUGAGCUUUUGUGAAAAAUGGUACAUUAGGAAGGAAAUCCACUGGAAACAGAUGUCUCGGUCCAAGCAUGCUGCCAACAUGGAUAAGAAUACCAGAUACUUUCAUAACAUUGCCUCGGCCAGAAGACGGAAUAACAGGAUCGAUGCCCUGAUGAUACAUGGAAGACUUGUGUGGAAUCAGGUGAGAAUAAAAUGUGCAAUUAGAGGGUUCUACAAGGAUUUAUAUCGACAGGAAUAUGUCUCGAGGAUUGGAGUCAGGGAUGGUUUGGUAAAGCAUAUCCAUAGAGAUGAGGCUGAAGCACUGGAAGUGAUGCCGUCGGAGGAGGAAAUCAAGGAGACAGUGUGGGACUGCGAAUCUUCCAAGGCCCCAGGAAGUGAUGGGUACAACAUGAACUUCAUAAAGAAAUGCUGGAAGGAUAUUGGGCCAGAAUUCAUUGCAGCGGUGCUGGGGUUCUUUCAAAGUGCUAAGUUACCGACGGAUGUGAAUGUAACGUGGGUGACACUAGCCCCAAAGUUUGAAGGUGCAAAGGGGGUGAAGGAUUUCAGGCUGAUUAGUAUGGUGGGGUACGUGUAUAAAGUAUUUUUGAAGGUGUUGGUGAGAAGGAUGCGAUCUGUUAUGCCGAGGUUGGUCGAAGAGACUCAGACUGUAUUUGUAAAGGGUAGGAAAAUUCAUGAUGAUGCACUCAUAGCCUGCGAGACGGUUCAUUGGCUGAAGACGCGGAAAAAGAAAGCGGCUAUUAUCAAACUGGAAUUUCAUAAAGCUUAUGAUAGAGUAAGAUGGAAUUUUGUUGAUAUUGUGCUCCAUAAAAUGGGCUUUGGCCAAAGGUGGAGGAAUUAG
Messenger RNA from Arachis duranensis, 1575 nucleotides. RefSeq lists its product as uncharacterized. The transcript is spliced from 2 exons. NCBI's taxonomy places the organism in Eukaryota, Viridiplantae, Streptophyta, Magnoliopsida, Fabales, Fabaceae. The record is from RefSeq and is a predicted model, not a curated record. The coding region runs from base 1 to 1575 and encodes 524 amino acids.